AUGCCGCGCCGGUCGGGGUCAUCCAUUGGCAAAGUCCCUCCUGAGGAGGUGAGCCCAAACCUCUCCGACACAACGCCGUCGAUAUCAUCCGAGUCCAAGCCACAGCCUCAUACAACAGCGGCGGUCGUGGCAGCAGGAGCCUCCGCUGGACACUACGAGCCAAUCGCGGAGUAUGAAGGCCGACAUCGAUACGAUCCUACGGCGGAGUGGGAUCCCAAGGAGGAGCAGCGGCUGCUGGACUACCGUAUCUGUUCCUGGGUCUGCCUGAUGUUUUUCGCCCUCCAAUUGGACCGCGGAAAUAUUGGCCAGGCGCUUUCGGACAACAUGCUUCCCGAUCUUGGCCUAAACACCAACGACUACAACACGGGCAUGACCAUCUUCUUCGUGUGCUUUCUCGCAGCCGAACUCCCAUCUCAAAUGGUAUCGAAGAAGCUCGGCCCGGAUGUAUGGAUCCCCAUACAGAUGGUAUCAUGGAGCGCCGUGACGUGCUGCCAAGCCGCCAUGCGCAACCGCACGGGCUUCUUCGCCACUAGAGCGGUUCUUGGGGCGCUCGAGGGCGGCUUCAUCCCCGACGCGAUCUUGUAUCUCUCCUACUUUUACAAGAGCAAAGAGCUUCCCGUGCGUGUCAGCUGGUUCUACACCUCAUCUCACAUCACUCCCAUCAUUGCCGCCUUCAUCGCAUAUGGUGUCCUUCAUAUGAGGGGUAUUGGAAACUGGGGCGGAUGGCGCUGGCUCUUCAUCAUUGAAGGGAUCCUCACCGCCAUCAUCGGCGUGCUGUCGUGGUUCUAUCUGCCGCCUAGCCCAACGCAGACGGCGAGCUGGUUCCGUGGCAAAGACGGCUGGUUCUCAGAACGAGAGGAGGUGAUCAUGGUGAAUCGAAUCUUGCGCGAUGAUCCGGCCAAGGGCGGCAUGCAUAAUCGCCAGGGCCUAACCCUUCCGCUGCUCUGGCAGGCGCUUCUCGACUGGGACCUCUGGCCCAUCUAUCUGCUUGGAUUUACUCUCCUACAGCCCGUAACGCCAGUCGAGAGUUACAUGACUCUGAAUCUGCGGAAUCUUGGCUUUGACACCUUUCAGACUAACCUCCUCACCAUCCCCUCUUAUGUGCUCUUUUGCAUACAGCUCGUCUUCUGGACCUGGGUGUCGGAGCGCAUCAACAAUCGGUUCCUUAUCACCUUCUUCUACUCAGUCUGGGUGUUUCCCUUGAUCCUCGCCUUGAGGCUACUGCCCGAUGAUGCUAGUAGCUGGGCGAGAUACGCUCUCACGACGCUCAUUGUCGGCUACCCUUAUGUUCACUCUAUUCUCGUCAGCUUGACGUCGAGAAACGCUGGAACGGUGAGAACACGAACAGUGGGCAGCGCUGUGUACAACAUGACAGUGCAAGCCAGCAGUAUCAUCUCCUCAAACAUAUACCGCAAGGAUGAUGCUCCGUAUUACCGGAGGGGCAACACGGCACUUCUGGGCAUAAUUGCUUGGAAUGCUUUCGCCACGAUACUGAUCAAGUUCUACUACGUGUGGCGCAACAAGACGCGCGAGAAGAUCUGGAACGCCAUGACGGCCCAGGAAAAGGAUGACUACCUAGCCACGACCACCGAUGAAGGCAGCAAACGAUUGGACUUUCGAUUCGCGCACUAG
Molecule: messenger RNA, 1632 nt
Organism: Purpureocillium lilacinum
Lineage: Eukaryota; Fungi; Ascomycota; Sordariomycetes; Hypocreales; Ophiocordycipitaceae
Source: RefSeq, a predicted model, not a curated record